This is a messenger RNA of Caenorhabditis sp. 36 PRJEB53466, 369 nucleotides long. The record is from the annotation of a GenBank genome assembly. NCBI's taxonomy places the organism in Eukaryota, Metazoa, Nematoda, Chromadorea, Rhabditida, Rhabditidae.
AUGUUGAAGUGUCGUCGAGAAAGACAAGAGGAGGACCUGUGGAACAAAUGCGGAAAGAUGAAAAAUCGGAAGAAACUGUGGAGAAAAGAAUGUUUCGGAAAAAGCAAGCAGCAAAGGGUAACAAUUCAGCUUAUUAUUUCAGUCAUAUUAGCACUAUUCAGAUAUCAUUUCUCUCUCUCUCUCUCUCUAACAAGAAGGAUACAGAACCCGAAGAAGGGGCAACAAUGAAGAUGAGUUCACCAGACCGAGGAUCGAAAACGACUUCUGAAGGUUCUUUUCAACCACAGGUGUGUUAAAAACAAACACCAGUUCAGUCAAUUUUUAAUUUCUGCAAUAUUUCAGUUCAAUAAAGCAACGAUUGAUGUUUGA